CGACAAGGUAGUCAUUGCUUUGCGAAAGAUAGGGAUUUUAGGUCUGGUAGAAAUCUCAGAGAAAUGGUCUUUCAUGGUAUUGGGCUUCACUCAAGUGGACUGAGUAGGAUGAUCUAACUGUGGGAUUACUCGCUAUCUUUAUUUUUGCUCGAAGCUACCUUUCACAUCCCUGCGCAACAUCAUGCUGCGCACGAAAAGUGUUCGUAGCGCCUCGUCGCAGCUCAAGCUCUACACCGGCAGCUUCGCGCAGCCCCGCCGCGGUAUAGUGACCGAGACCGAUGUUGAAAAGGCACGCGCCUAUUGUGUCAAUCAGCUCAGACACGGUGACUACGAAGCUUACCUGAUCCGCCGCUUCCUCCCUCCCUCAGCCCAAGACGCAUACGAUGCCUUCCGGACGCUCAACCUCGAGCUCGCCCGGCUGCCGGAGACGGUAUCCAACCCGCUGAUAGGCCAGAUGCGCAUGCAGUUUUGGCGCGACUCGAUCAACAGCACAUUCGCCGGCAACCCGCCUCGGGAACCAAUCUCCAUCCUGCUGCACAAGGUCAUCAGCGACCUGGGCCGUCGAGGAUCCCCUUCCUCGAUCAAGUUCUGGCUGCUGAGGCUGCUGAGCACGCGCGAGCAGUACAUGGACAACCGCCCGUUCGCUAGCCUCGCCGCCCUCGAGGACUACGGAGAGAAUACGUACGCGACGCUUAUGUACGCCACCCUGGCCGCCACGGGCCUGCGCUCGCUGCACGUCGACCACCUGGCCAGCCACAUCGGCAAGGCCUGCGGCAUCGCCGCCAUCCUGCGCGGUGUGCCUGUUUUGGCGGCACCGAGGCCACCGGUCCAGUCGCCGCUAGGGGAGAAUUCCAGCAACGCCGGCCCGGCGCUCCUGCUGCCGUUGGAUGUCAUGGCCAAGGCUGGGGUCAGGGAGGAGGACGUUUUCCGUCGCGGGCCCGAGGCUCCUGGCCUGCAGGACGCCAUCUUUGAGGUGGCGACCCGCGCCAACGACCAUCUCAUCACUGCCCGAGAGAUGCUCAAGAACCUCAAAGCUGGCCAGAAUCCGGGCCAUGAUUUCGAGCACGAGGGCGAGAGCGAGCACGUGUACGAUGCGAAAGAUGCCAGCGCAGAAAGGACAAAGCUCGAGGUUCAACGCGGGUUUGGGACCCUGUUGGAGGCUAUCCCGGCCGCUGACUUCUUACAGCGCCUGGAGAAUGCCAACUUUGAUCCGUUCAGGGUCAAGUCGAGCUGGAAGCUGCCGUGGAGCUUGUGGAGAGCAGCACAAAAACAGCAGAUAUAAGCCCAAGUCUUUGGUACCAGCAUAAACCUACUCACGUCAUACUAUAUACCCCGUAAGCUGUAUUAUUAUGUACAAAAUACAUUUAUGAACUGCAAUCAUAUUUACUGUUUUUGAAUCGUAUUAGGCAGACUUCAAGGCAAUCGACGUCUCCUGUACUCUUAAAUACCUAAUUAGCUGAGGUGUCCAAUUAACCCUCGGAUCUCAAUCAUUCCCAUGGCUCCUUGCGCAUACUGCCGCAACAGCCUGCUUCACUGCUGCCGGUGUCGGCAUCAAGAUACAUGCACAUGGCGCAGAGACCGGAGUUAAACGCCCACAAAACGAAUGCGUGCCCAGAUGUGCAAAACCGCAUACGUCAGCAAGCCGACGGCGACCGAUACGGCGGUCUGGCGUGCGAAAGAAUAGGCUGUUGGUUGGGUUCUGUAUCUUGGACAUGUCGUCGGCUCAACCGGCUGUCGUGACAUCACUAGCGCUUGGUGGUGGUGUAGCAACGCACAGGUUCCCGGCGGCGAUUAGAAGAUUAGAUCUGUUCGUCAAGGAGGGCGCUCUGCUGAUCGCUGCUGCAUGGAUAAAAGAAGAUUCCCAUGCAGACAUUCUUGUCAUCGGACGGUCCUUUUGCGCCCGAAUCGCAAUAUUUGAGCUACAUCUUUCCGUCAGAUCGGAUGAUCGGUACCUAAAGUCGCCGUUAGCUCAUAUUUAAAAAGAUGGGGCAACUUAAGGAGGCAAGGAGGCUUCCUUUUAGUCCAGGUGUCGUCCGUCGACUUUGACGUCUGACGUGCGCAUUCGAUGCACACACCCCCUGAUUAUCAAAGAACAUGUCCGGAAAUAACCAUAGCUCACAGUCGAUCAUUGCUUGAUAUCCGACACGUUUCCAGGGCAACGCGAGCCGUUGCUGGUCCAGGUCAAUGCCGGAUAAAGAUCUCGCUGGUUGGGACAGGAACAUAUUCACGUUCGCCGUCGCAAAUGCAGGACUCGUGAAUUUUCAGAUCAGAUCUUGGAAUAAAAUUGUACCAGGACGUAACAAGAAGGAGAUGCGAUGAACAAAAGCCUAAUCAUAUACGUACUGUGCGUAAACAGAUCUGACCGCUAAAGGAUUUACCCUGUAAAAUCGCUUUGCAAAUCCAAGCUCUCGAGUCAAAGUCUCCUUGCAUACAUUUGGAAAGCCUCUUAAAGCACUGGACUAAAAAAGAAACCAUUGUGCAAAUAUCAUUUUAGUAAGCGUUUUACUCAGAUUUGAGUGAGACUACCUAAAUAAUGAAACGUGGC
Pyricularia oryzae 70-15 is the source of this 2545-nucleotide messenger RNA. RefSeq lists its product as uncharacterized. The record is from RefSeq and is a predicted model, not a curated record. NCBI's taxonomy places the organism in Eukaryota, Fungi, Ascomycota, Sordariomycetes, Magnaporthales, Pyriculariaceae. The transcript has 2 exons. Gene Ontology annotation, biological process: biosynthetic process; mitochondrial respiratory chain complex I assembly. The coding region runs from base 182 to 1282 and encodes 366 amino acids. Gene Ontology annotation, cellular component: mitochondrion.